This is a messenger RNA of Corticium candelabrum, 920 nucleotides long. RefSeq names its product LIM domain only protein 3-like. The transcript has 2 exons. The record is from RefSeq and is a predicted model, not a curated record. Lineage: Eukaryota; Metazoa; Porifera; Homoscleromorpha; Homosclerophorida; Plakinidae. Bases 269 to 733 code for a protein of 154 amino acids.
CCAACGAUUGCAAGACCUCUAAUUAGAAGCACGGGACUUCUACAACAAACACACACACAUCCUUCUCAGUCGGAGCCGCCCUCUUUCUACUCGGCGAUACGUCGCGCUCUGUCAGCUUCACAGAAGCGUCGCAACAUGGAACGAUGCCCGGGUAUAUACAUAUAUAUCAAUUGCAAUCGACGCACGACCCGCACGCACUCCGACUACACUUCGACAUUCUCCCGUCAGUCGACACUUGGAUACUUUUACCUCUUGUGUUUGGCUAGGGAUGAGCGGUGGGAGUUUCGUCUGUGCUGGAUGCGGCACCGGCAUCGAAGACCGCUAUCUACUGUUUUCACUGGACAGAUACUGGCACCAGGGAUGCCUCCGCUGCAGCUGUUGUCACACAGCAUUAGCCGCCGAAGGAUCGACCUGCUACGUGAAGGCAGACCAGAUCCUAUGCAAGAAAGACUAUCUCAGAUUAUAUGGACGCAAUGGGGUGUGCUCGCUGUGCGCUCAGAGUAUACCGGCGUCUGAGAUGGUGAUGCGUUGCCGAGACCGCGUGUAUCAUGUCGGGUGCUUCCAGUGCGGAUACUGUCGUCGACCGUUGACGACGGGUGAUAGGUAUUAUCUGGUAGGCGGUCAACUGGUGUGCGAAACGGACUUCGAGGCGAGAAGACAGGCCGGACAGACGGUGCAGCUGCCACAGAAUCCCAUCGCUGUCGUCACGUGCACUCAUCAACAGCUGUUGUAAAUUGUCGCGUUAGAUGAAUUAGGUUACGAGUUUUGAUUAAUUGAGUUAAUCACGUGGUGAUUGAAAUGUACGACAGGCCGCUCGUCAUGUGACGUGUAUCAAGCACAGCUAGAAGGCUGCCUGUACGUUUACUGACUCCUACACUGUGGGUGCUCUUUACUAGCCUAGAGGAGUACGUACUUAGCAA